UACAACAAAUAGAUCUUAUACUUCAUAACAGGUAAAUAUUGCAAAAUUUUCGUUAACAUAAAAUUCUAAAAUAGACAAUAAGCAUUCGCCAUUUCAUACGUAUAUAGAUAUAUAUGACAUAGUUGACAUAUUUUAUUAGUAUUACAUAUAAAGUAUAACGUCAGAGUAAACAACAAUCAUGUGACAAUGGUCAUGAUUAAGUACAUUCUUUUCAGUUAAGUCAUGAAUACGAAAAAAAGAACAAAAAUACACUGUAAAUGCUUAGAUCUAUUUUUGUUUGAAUAGCAGUCUGACUCUUCCCAUUAUAGCGUAGUCUUAUCUGUAGGGCUUAUUUGAAUUCGAAGCUGGCAUCAAUGAUUUAUCUAUCGAGCGGAUCGGAUGAGUGACGUCCCACCGAAAGUUGAGUUCGCCCCAUCAGAAAUUAUCAACAUAGAGAAAAGCUUCAGACAGCAGCUCUCCCGAAACAUUCAUUCAUUCGCCCCUCUGAAAAUGAAACGUAGAUAAAAUACUGGCUGGCAUAGAAAGAAAAGAACUUUGAAACACCGAGAAAAGGGAAUAUUUGAAAGUUCUCAUUGUUACUAUUUGAACUGAUAAGACUAUAAUACUCGAAAACGACUAUUCUAUUGCAUUGCUUUAAUGUCACAAAGACAAGAAAAGUAGCGUUAAAUUUCUUCCUGCUUACGCUGAUAUGCAUAAAGUCCUAGUAUUAUGGCUCCUACAAAUGAGACUAUUUUCGAUUUUUUCUCAGUAAUCUCUGAGAAGUGCAUCUUAUAAAUUCAAGGAUAUAUCUGGACAGAACGGUAUCGAAGAAACGGUAUCGAUCUAUAUGCUUCACCGAUUGAUUGAAGUCAGUUAGUUUUAAGUGGUCGCAAGUUUGAUAACAAAACAUAAUACUUGUGAAUGAAUAUAGUCGAGGAAAAUUUGCUUGAAAAGACAUUUAGAUAUCACAUCGUGACCAUGAGUCAAAAUGAAUUAAUACAAUUAUUAGAAGAACAGAAUACUUUGAAUCGAUUUUAAACCUUAUUCAGAUUUCUCGUUUCCUUUCACACUUAGAGCGCAUUCAACAACUAGAAGAUUCAAAUGUAGAUUAAUACCGGCGUGUUCUAAUGUUAUAUUUCCAUAUAUUCCAAAGAAACGCAACUACUGUCUUGUUAAUUGCAGUUCUUUUCCCAGAGAUAGUUUCAUGUUAAUAAUUACAUAGAAAAAAACUUUGCUGUAAGUGUUAUACGAUAAAAAAGCACUGUUCCCUUUUAGAUCACCAUAGAAAAGUAAAAAUGUCUAUUGCAAAAAAGGUCUAUUCCCGUUUCGUCGAAAAAGGAAGAUGAACGAAAAUUAGCAGCAGCUCAAUAAUUCUAAUUGCCUUUUGAUUCUAAUUGUUUGACCAUCUUAAUAUUAAUCUUUCUAAAAGAAAUUAAUUAAAAGAAUGCUGAUGAGAUCAAUCUAUUGUCUUAUCGAAGUAUAUAUAAGUGUUCAUGCAGUACUAAAUCACUUCUUAAUUCAAAUCUAUAACAUGUUUUCAAUUCUUGAAAGUAAACGCAAAAAAACCAAUUUUAUUAUUCGAUACAUUCCGUACACGCAAGAUAAAAUUGUUGGUACAACUAUUUACUGGAAAUGCGAAGAUCGUUCAUGUCCCGGACGCGCUUCAUGGAUCAGCUGCACCAAAUUUGAAAAAAUUACAUAAUCACAAUGGAGAUGAAAACAGAUGCAAAGCCGAAGAAUUCAAAAUGGCCAUAAAACGACGUAUUGAACAUUCACCACAACCAGUUAAAAGAGUUUACAAACAAGAAUUGACAUCAUUAUAUACAACGUCGCCGCAAAUUGCACCAUCAAUACCAAUGUUUCAUGAAAUUAAAAAUUCAUUGGAAAUUUAUGGGUCAAUGUCAUGGAUGAAUUUCAAAAUAUUGAACGUAUUAAUCAAUUUAUGA
Messenger RNA from Didymodactylos carnosus, 1925 nucleotides. The record is from the annotation of a GenBank genome assembly. Lineage: Eukaryota; Metazoa; Rotifera; Eurotatoria; Philodinida; Philodinidae.